Triticum aestivum (bread wheat) is the source of this 824-nucleotide messenger RNA. Its product is annotated as glycine-rich RNA-binding protein blt801-like. Bases 21 to 602 code for a protein of 193 amino acids. The transcript has 3 exons. The record is from RefSeq and is a predicted model, not a curated record. NCBI's taxonomy places the organism in Eukaryota, Viridiplantae, Streptophyta, Magnoliopsida, Poales, Poaceae.
CACACACAGUUCAUCCAUCAAUGGAUCCAACCCAAACACCAGGAUCAAUGGUUUUUCUCAUGCAACAAAUGGAGAGGAUGUCAUAUCAACCAGUCAUGGACCAUGGACCUCUUCCCGAAUCUUCAUUUGUUGCACAAGCCAGAGCUAGCAUUCCUGCACAUAGAGUGACAACUACUAUGGCAACUGGAAGAGUGAGAAGGAGGGGUGUUACUGAAGAUAUACCAGAGGAUGUGCCUCAGUCCAUCCAGCAAACAAGUGAUAAUGUAAGAGGUAGGAAGAGGCAGGCUACAGGAGGUGGUGGUAGAGGAAAUGCUGUAAGAGAUGGGAGAGGAAAUGCUACAAGAGGUGGGAGAGGAAAUGCUACAGGAAGAGGAAGUAGAAGGACAGGAGGAGUAAGUGCAAGAGGAAGAGGCGCAAGAGGGAAUGAUGGAAGGGGAGGAGGUGCAAAUGCCAAUGGAGGAGGGACUGGAUUAGGGGUUGGAUUAUGGAACUUGAUGUUUGGAGCUGAUGCCGAUAGGUCCCGUGUGGCAGCAGAGGAAGAGCCAAUCACACAAAACACACCAGAAGGCAAUGAGUGGGAUGAUGACUUCCUCUACAUGUAGAUGUGAAAACUGAUGCACAAGUUUAUGACUGAACUUUAUGGAAUGCAACUAUGUUCACCAAUGAACUUGAUCUAUUUCUUUAGGGCCUCUUUACAUGUAAUGAACAUGUCAGUUUACAUGCUUUCUUUUAUUUUGUUCUAUUUCCAUUUUUAUCUUUUUACUUAUUUUCUUGUUUCUAUUUUCUUUUACUUAUAUAAUAGUUUAUAGUUGAGGUAAUAUCAC